Bombyx mori (domestic silkworm) is the source of this 5016-nucleotide messenger RNA. Its product is annotated as F-box/LRR-repeat protein 16. Bases 222 to 1583 code for a protein of 453 amino acids. NCBI's taxonomy places the organism in Eukaryota, Metazoa, Arthropoda, Insecta, Lepidoptera, Bombycidae. Gene Ontology annotation, biological process: SCF-dependent proteasomal ubiquitin-dependent protein catabolic process. The record is from RefSeq and is a predicted model, not a curated record. The transcript is spliced from 8 exons. Gene Ontology annotation, molecular function: protein binding. Gene Ontology annotation, cellular component: SCF ubiquitin ligase complex.
UAUAAAAACGUUAUUACUUGACGCUGGCUAAUGCACAAAACGUGCCAGAGCCAAAAAUAAAGAAGAAGAAGAAGAAAAUAGCAAUGAAUUUGUAAAAUUUCGAAACAACAUGUUGACUUAUCGUAAAAAGAAAUAAUUAAAGUAGCGCAGUGGCGGGUUGCGAGCAGGGCGCGUCGGGUGGCGGUCGACCCGCAGAUACUAUCCGACGCGUUAAAGUCAAAAUGUCGUCAGUGUCAGCACAAGGAGUAGUAGAACGCGCCUCGGCAGAGCUCUCUCGACGGAUCACUGGACUGGGGUUGCGCGGCCGUAAGCGUUCCCCCAGUGUUGUGGAGCGUAUGGCCAAUGCACUCUGUGGACCUGCUGCGCCCGCACCCCCUCGCGUUCCGCGCCGCCGGCGACCCUCACCGCGACCUCUUCUUUGGAAUCAAUUUAUUUUGGAUGACAGAUUUUUAGAAAAGUUUUUUUUGUUUUUUAAUUCUGUUGACAGGAGAACCCUUGCACAGGUAUGCACUCGAUGGCGCGAUAUAUUGUACUCAUCACCACGAUGGUGGACGGGCUUGAUAGCGGUGUUAGAUUGUCGGGAACUACGUAUAUCUACCGGGUGUUGCAUGCAGCGUUUCUACAAUUCGCUGAUGAGAAGAGGUAUUCGUGGUGUCGUUUUAAUAUCUGCUUCGGAUGAUGAUAUUAACGAAUUCAUUAGACAGUUCCCCUUGUCGGCUCAUCAUGUCCAUGCUAUUGGCUUAAAAGGGUGUACUAUAACAGAUAGGGGGCUCGAAGCUAUUUUGGAUCACUUACAAGUACUGUUUGAGUUAGAACUAACAGGAUGUAAUGAAAUAACAGAAGCCGGAUUAUGGGCAUGUCUAACACCUCGAAUUGUAUCACUCACGCUUACUGACUGCAUUAACAUAGCUGAUGAGGCUGUUGGAGCUGUCGCACAAUUGCUUCCGUCCCUGUACGAGUUCUCAUUGCAAGCCUACCACGUCACGGAUGCAGCCCUCGGUUACUUCUCUCCAAAGCAGAGCGCAUCGCUGAGCGUCCUGCGUCUGCAGAGUUGCUGGGAACUCACCAAUCAUGGUGUUGUUAAUAUCGUGCACUCGUUGCCGAACCUGACGGUGCUGUCGCUGAGCGGCUGCAGCAAGGUGACGGACGAGGGCGUGGAGCUGCUGGCGGAGAACCUGCCGCGCCUGCGCAGCCUCGACCUGAGCUGGUGUCCGCGCGUCACCGACAGCUCGCUCGAGUACAUCGCCUGCGACCUCAACCACCUCGAAGAGCUCACUCUCGAUAGAUGUGUGCAUAUAACGGACAUCGGCGUGGGGUACAUCAGCACCAUGCAGACCCUGGUGGCGCUGUACCUUCGCUGGUGCUCGCAGCUGCGAGACUUCGGCGUGCAACAUCUUUGUACCAUGCGGUCUUUACAGUGUCUGUCCUUAGCAGGUUGUCCGCUGCUGACGUCCGGAGGACUCUCGAAUCUGAUACAGCUGCGGCAGCUUCGCGAGCUGGAGCUGACCAACUGCCCCGGAGUCUCUCCGGAACUUUUUGACUACAUACAUGAACAUCUUCCUAAAUGCGUUAUCAUAGAGUGAGAUGAGAUUCCUUUCUUCUCAAACUAUGUCGUCGGUCUGAAAUGUAACAUUGCAAUAAAAUUGAAUUUAUAUUAAGUAAAUUAAUUAAGUAAAGAGAAAGUUAUAUAUGAAAAUGAUUUGUUUACGCUCAGUUCGAAUUGCACCUGGAGAAUUUACGUUUAUUGAGUAGUCGUGAUGUAGAUAGUGACAUUUAAAAUAUUUAUUCUAUCGACAACGUGAGUUGUUAUAUAAAAGUUUGUGAAAUAUUAACGUUGCUCAUUGGUAUUGAAGCAUUUAUAUUUUGUUCGGAUGUUUUUAUUUUAUUUAAAAUAUAGCGAAAGAAUAUAAAAAUGUGAAAAUGAUCACUGAAUUCCAAUAUUGUAUUAUUAUUGUUUUACUAUAAAUUCAGUUGUUAAAUAAUUUAGAAAAAGUGUCUUAUCAAGUGCAGGCCUGUCGCGUGACUAAGAUUUCGCUACCUGUGAGGAUAUAGGGCGCCCAUCCGUAUUUUCUACAAUACUUAUUGUCCAGUUAAAAUCAAACAAUACUAUUAUAUCUGAAUUGAACAGAACAGAGUGACACUUUGUUUUAUGGAAAUUGUUAAAUAUGAUCUUCACGUGUAACACAUUAUAGCGAUUAAAAAUAUCGAGGGAUGUAAGGCUAUUUGGUUUAAGCGACAUUUCGGUUAAUACCCGACAUUUAUCUUUGUAAUUAAAGGUGCGUUUUAUUGUGUUAUUAGUAUCGUUAGUAUCAACAAUACUUCAAUUAAGUCUACUCAAUUUAAAUAGCUGAAGAUUUAAUUUUGUUAUAUUUUUGCCCAAUUUAAUUUAAACCUUAAAUGGCUAUCCUGGAAAGUUGCCAAAAUUUCGCUUAAAAGCAAAUAGCCUUUCACCCCUCGAUAUAUUCGUAGUGUAUGUAGUAAGCACAGCACCGAAAAUAAUAUGAUGACGACUUCAAUACAAGUAUCUCGUAUAGUGAUUCAAGAAGUUAACACACUUAUACUACGUUUAUCUAUGUUGUAGUUGUUGGUCUGUUUAUGAUUUUUUACAAUCUAAUUUCAGUAAUUGGCUUAAUGUAGAUACAGUAUAACUAUUGGCUAUUGUUUGAGGAGUCCUCAUGUAGUUUUUUCAUGUUUUCAUCUGUAUUGGACCGAAUGUCACUGACAAUGCUCUUCUCGACUGGACCUGUAAAAUAGCCACGAACGACAGGCCUGUACUUAUUUUACAUUAGACAAAUAAUUUUUGUAUAUGUACAGUUAAAGCUGUAAUGUUUUUGUAUUAUGCUAAGUUUUGAUAAUUCGUUUAUCAUAUUUUUUUGUUUACAACGUUUGUUUGUGCUACGAGUUUGCUCAAAUUCAUUUAAGAUCGGAAAAGAAUCAUAUUUUUUAAGUUCGCUCAUUUAUUGCAUGUUGUUUAAAGUAUAACAUCCAUAAAUAUUAAUAUAUUUAAGAGACACAGUGUUAAUCAGUAAUUUACAUAAAAAAGUUAAUUUUGUCUUACACAGUUAAGGGCAGACUUCGAUAAAAUCCAAAAGCAUUGUAAUGAAUACCAAUAAUACGAUUGCGCCUUUUUAUUCAAAAAAUAUUGUAAGUGAUGUAUUUUCUGUACCGUGAAUAGCUUACCUAUGUUCCCUAAUCUAUCUAAUUUGCCGUUUUUUGUUUUACGAAACUAUCGGUUCGUAAAUUCGUAUUCGCGUUGCUAAUUACUGGAGUUACUAUUUUAGUAACAUGUAUAUUAUGGUAUUAGACUAAAAUAAAUCUAUAUAUUUACUAAAAAAAAAAAAACAAAAAAGAGUAAUUAAAAAAAAAGCCAAAAUAUCUGUGAACCCUGCUUUAACUCUUUCUUUGGUAGUGAUAAUCGGCUUAGUUACUUGAAUUUUAUUCUUCUAAUCUAGUCAAAUAGUAUUUAUAUCAUAAAAAAGUGUUGUGGUGUUCGUGUCUUAUGACUUGCAAAUUCAUCACAUUCCUUUGACAUUGAUACUUUUAUUGUAUGCACAUUUAAUGCAACACAUCUUUCAUAAAAAAAAAAAAAAUUAAUCUUUCAAAGACAUUCGAUUCGAGUACAUUGAAUAUCAAAACAAUUAUUUUGUAAAAACAUUUUAUUACCAAACCGUCCGUGUGUAAUUAAUAAUAAUCUAGUUGUAAAUACAACUCAAUUCGUAAUAAGAUUAAAAUUGUCGAAACUAAAAUAAGUACACUAAUUAUAAAAUUAUCAUUUUGCCGGCUAAUAAUUUCAAACAAGAACAUAAAACAGGUUAUGUAACUAGCCGAAGUGUUAAUACGCAUUUUUUUAAACACAGCAGAAUCCAUGAUCCUAGCGAUAAUUUCCAAGAUUCCAGACUACCGCUUUUAUUUAUCAUCCCGUAUUAGCUUAGUAGCCGACUACACUUAUACCCUAAAGGGGGUGUGUUAAAUUUAUGAUGUGAAAAGAGAAAGCAAAAAAAACACUCUUUCUUGAUUUCUUAACAACUUAAUAAUUGCGAUUAAAACUGUUUAUCGGCGUCACUGCCAAAACGUCGAGAAUAAUAAUAAUAUGAAAAUAAACAACGCCAUGUUACUACGGCUAUGUAUGAAGACACACAACGCACUAGCUGAAGGCAUACAGUACUGACAGCGAGCGUGUUAACAAUAAUCUCGUAAUAACAAACCUUUACAUGGCAUUAAUGUACAAAUAAUGUUUAAAAGUAUGAAUAUAGCAGUUUAUAGCAAUUAAGCUGAAUUAUUAUAAUGUCUGCAUAUUGAAAUAUAGAAACGACGAUCAUGAAUGUAUUUAAAAGUUUAUGUAGAAGAACACUUGUAGAAGUAUUGAAAUAAAGUUGCCUUUUAUCUUGUAGGAAAAUAAAUCGUCUAUGGUUACUUAAUACUAUCGAAUUAUUUAAAAUAUUUCUAUUGAUUUCACAUCACAAAGUUUAGUGAAAAGUUAUAGUUUAAAAUAAUAUCCACCAAACGUCUAAAUAAACUCAACCAUAGAUGAUAAACUACUAAUAUGUACAUAAUACAUUUCUAUUAAGAUUAAUAACAAACACUUUAACAUUUAAAUUUGUUAUAAUAUCUGACAAUUAUUUACAUUAAGUCUGUGUGUUGUAUGUUUAAAAUGUUUUUUUGAUAAAAAUGAAUGUCCUAUUCAGAAACAUUCGAUUUAUAUUCGAUGUGUAUUAAACAUAAUUGUUUGGUGUUUGUAUAACUGCAGCAUAUAUGUACAUUAUUUUCCUUGAAUCUGUACAAAUAUAGUAAGUAAUGUUGGAAAUACAUUUUAUAACAAUUUAAUAUUGUAACAGUCAAUUGAUUUUUGUUAUUUUAGGUUGAAUGUUAAUAUAAAUUUAAUUGAAUGCACCCGCUAGAUAUUCGGCUCAGGUCAUCGUGCCAUGUUUGUGAAUUUUGAGUGUUUUAUGUCACUAUAUUAUGUACAAUUAUAAGUGAGAUGUUACAGUGCAAUAUAGAUGUAUUUGUUUUAUAAAA